Pipistrellus nathusii (Nathusius's pipistrelle) is the source of this 552-nucleotide messenger RNA. The record is from the annotation of a GenBank genome assembly. NCBI's taxonomy places the organism in Eukaryota, Metazoa, Chordata, Mammalia, Chiroptera, Vespertilionidae.
AUGGAUGCUCCAGAGCCUUAUCGUUUGGCAAAUAAUCCCAUUAAAGACACGCAGGUGGUACCCACUUCUUCUCAAACACUCACCCCAUCGAGUGCGGGAGACCAGGCUAAGAGAGGGGGAAGAAACCAGUCUUUACCGGAGGACGACACAUCUCAGCUCAGAUCCUUGCAGCUUCUGAAGCCAUCCAACUUGAGUUCUUUGGUACCUCCUUCAGUUCCUGAAUCAUCGCCAAGUAGGACUCCCGCUUGUACGAACUCGCCAGUAAUUGUACCAUGUAAUUCAGCAAAAAUUCAGCUAACAUCUAGUCAAACAAAUCUUGUAAAUAAUCUAAAUCCACGAGCAUCUAAGCUCCGCCCUCCUUCUGGCUCUUUCAAACAAAAACAAAUAAGCAACCCCCGACCAGAGCCUCAAAACUUCCAGGCCAAGACAAGCAUCCCCAGGCCAUUGGCAAGAAGGAAAGAAAUCAUGCAGAAUCCCAAUGGCAAUUUGAAUUCUGGGGAUUGUCUAUCGUCUAAUCGAUAUUCUCGUCUUCCCAAACCAAAGAUACACUAA